AUGUUUCAGAAAAGUAAAUCCCAAAAAGUAAGUCCAAAACACACAGAAGCCCCAUAUAGGCUUGUUUUACCCCAAAAUUUUGCUGAAGAUGUCCUUAACCAAGAAAUGGCCUUAAGCAUUCAAUGUUCAAUUCCUCAAGUAUCAAGAUUAAUGGAGCUUUAUUCAGUAAAAUCGAAAUAGGCAGCUAUUGAAUAUUAUGAAUCUAUUCCAGACCUUAAGUACCUUCAUUAUCAAGAGCGGCUUCAAAAAUUACUAACUCGCAGGGAUGUUCUAAAGCUUCUAAAUGAUCAACCUCACCGAUCAUCAAAAUUAUCAGAAUCAGCCCCAAUUUCUAUUAGAAAACCUCCAGAAAAACUGAAAUUAAAAAUAAAGCCAGUCAUCCCAUAUGAAGAAAUAGCACCGACACAGCCAGUCAUUGUUAGAGGAGCUGAGGAAGUAAUAACCACUCAUAAUAAAGAAACUAAUAUUACAAGUAAUAAAGUUAGAGAUAACAUACGAGUCCAAGAAGGAAAAGAGCUUAAAGAAAGACUAGAAGCAAGGAAAAGGUCUAACAGCUCACAGCCAAUCCAAAGGAAAAAUAGCUAUAAAAAUGGGAAAAAGCCAGACAUGGAAAAUCAGAUGGAGAAAUAUCAAGAAGAAAUUGAAAAAAUAAUCGAAAAAUAUUUACUUCUUUUUUAAAAAAAAAAAAAUAUUAUAUAGCAAAAAUAUCUUGUGUACAAUAUAUUGCUAUAGGGCUGUAGAGGAUGUUAAUUAUUUUAAAAAAUAAAAUUUACAGAGAGUUAGAGAAAAAAAUUGUGAAAAUUCAAGAAAUUAAAGAAAAAUAUAAAGAGCAAAUGAAUGAAAUUAAAGCUAUGGGAGAUAAUGGUAAAAAAUAUAUAGAUACAAUUAAGGAGAUUUUAAGAGAAAUGGAUAAGCAAAUGCUUCGAGAAAUUGAAGAGAUUACACAGCAGUUAGCUCAGGAAAGGAAAAAUGAGAUUGCAGAGCUGAAAGGAAAAAAUAUAUUUGAGUUGUAA
Blepharisma stoltei is the source of this 1013-nucleotide messenger RNA. NCBI's taxonomy places the organism in Eukaryota, Ciliophora, Heterotrichea, Heterotrichida, Blepharismidae. The record is from the annotation of a GenBank genome assembly.